Molecule: messenger RNA, 1599 nt
Organism: Drosophila ficusphila
Lineage: Eukaryota; Metazoa; Arthropoda; Insecta; Diptera; Drosophilidae
Product: probable fumarate hydratase, mitochondrial
Exons: 5
Coding region: 40-1539 (499 amino acids)
Biological process (GO): tricarboxylic acid cycle; fumarate metabolic process; malate metabolic process
Cellular component (GO): tricarboxylic acid cycle heteromeric enzyme complex; mitochondrion
Molecular function (GO): fumarate hydratase activity
Source: RefSeq, a predicted model, not a curated record
AUUCGCACUGGAACACACAGAUCAAUAAUAUAAACAAAAAUGCUGAAGCAAAGCCAUGGCCUAAUCCUGGCCAGACGCAAUCUUUGGGUGGUUUGCGGGGGCCUCCGGGCCAAGGAAGGCGGCAAGGACAAGGAUAAGGCCUCGGACAAGUUUCGCAUGGAGAAGGACACGUUCGGGGAACUGCAGGUGCCGGCAGACAAGCUCUAUGGGGCUCAGACAAUGCGUUCCAAGCUGAACUUUCCCAUUGGCGGUAUAGCCGAGCGCAUGCCGAUGCCGGUAAUUCAGGCCAUGGGCAUUCUGAAGAAAGCCUGCGCCGAGGUCAACAAGGAGUUCGGCCUGGAUAGCAAGAUCGCGGAUGCAGUGUCCUGCGCCUGCGAUGAUGUCAUCUCCGGCAAGCACUACAAACAGGGCCAUUUCCCGCUGGUCAUCUGGCAAACCGGCUCGGGCACCCAAUCAAAUAUGAACACAAACGAGGUGAUCAGCAAUGCGGCCAUCAAGAUGUUGGGCGGCGAACUGGGCAGCAAGACGCCGGUGCAUCCCAACGACCAUGUGAACAAGUCGCAGAGCUCCAACGACACCUUCCCCACCGCCAUUCACAUUGCGGUGGGAAUGGAGCUGAACGAAAGGCUUGUUCCGGGGCUGACCCACCUCAGGAACGCCUUGAAGUCCAAGUCGGACGAGUUCAAGGACAUCAUCAAGAUCGGCCGCACCCAUCUGAUGGAUGCAGUGCCUUUGACUCUGGGCCAGGAGUUCAGCGGUUACACUCAGCAGUUGAGCUACGGCCUGGAGAGGAUCAAGUGCUGUCAGCCGCGGGUCUACGAGCUGGCUUUGGGUGGCACAGCCGUGGGAACGGGCUUGAAUACGCACAAGGGAUUCGCCGAGAAGGUGGCCAAGCGAAUUGCCGAGCUCACCUGCCUGCCGUUCGUCAGUGCGCCCAAUAAGUUCGAGGCUCUGGCUGCCCGGGAUGCCAUGGUGGAGGUGCACGGUGUCCUCAACACGAUCGCUGUCAGUCUGAUGAAGAUUGCCAACGACAUUCGACUCUUGGGCUCCGGUCCUCGGUGCGGAUUCGGGGAGCUAAUGCUGCCGGAGAACGAACCUGGCAGCUCGAUCAUGCCCGGGAAAGUGAAUCCCACGCAGUGCGAAUCGAUGACCAUGCUGUGUGCCCAGGUGAUGGGCAACCAGGUGGCGGUGUCCAUUGGCGGAUCCAACGGACAUUUCGAGCUGAACGUGUUCAAACCGCUGAUAGUUUCCAAUGUGCUGCGCUCAAUUAGGCUGCUGGCGGAUGGCAGCAUGAGCUUCAGCAAGAAUUGCGUGGAAGGACUGCAGGCCAACAAGGACGCGAUAGACAAGAUCAUGAACGAGUCCCUGAUGCUGGUCACCGCCUUGAAUCCGCACAUCGGCUAUGACAAGUCCGCCCAGAUCGCAAAGGCGGCUCACAAGAAUAAGACCACGUUAAAGGAGGAGGCCUUAAAAGAGGGAAUCACCGAGGAGCAGUUCAAGGAGUGGGUUAAUCCCAAGGAGAUGCUGGGACCCAAGUGAUCUGCGCCCUUAUAUACAUUCAAUGUUGUCAGUUUGACUCAAUAAAUUUGUCACAUUUCA